Molecule: messenger RNA, 2545 nt
Organism: Aegilops tauschii subsp. strangulata
Lineage: Eukaryota; Viridiplantae; Streptophyta; Magnoliopsida; Poales; Poaceae
Product: equilibrative nucleotide transporter 3-like
Biological process (GO): nucleoside transmembrane transport
Cellular component (GO): plasma membrane
Molecular function (GO): nucleoside transmembrane transporter activity
Source: RefSeq, a predicted model, not a curated record
AUGGCAUACGGCGAAGAUGAUCACCGCGGGGUGCACACAACUCAGGAGGGCAAGAGUUUGGGCGUUUUCAUCUGCUGGCUUCUGGGCAACGGAUGCCUCUUCGGGUACAACAGCAUGCUCACCAUCGAAGAUUACUUCGUCCACCUCUUCCCGAACUACCAUCCGGUCAGAGUCAUCACUCUCACCUAUCAGCCGUUUGUGCUCGUGGUAGCUGCGGUGUUCGCGUACCAUGAGGCGAAAGUAAACACCAGGGUGCGCAACUUGGUGGGGUACUCACUCUUCUUCCUCGGCUCGCUCGCUCUCAUCAUCCUGGAUCUUGCGACGUCGGGAAGAGGUGGAAUCGCAACCUUCAUCGGCGUGUGUACGGUUGUGGCGGUGUUUGGCGUCGCGGAAGGCCACGUCGAAGGCGCCAUGACCGGCGACCUAUCCUUGAUGUGCCCGGAGUUCAUACAGUCAUUUUCUGCUGGCAUGGCUGCAUCGGGCGCAAUAACGUCGGCCCUGAGGCUCAUUACGAAAGCGGCUUUCGAGAAAUCCAGAGACGGCCUUCGCAGGGGAGCUAUGUUGUUCUUCUCCGCAUCAUGCUUCUUCGAGCUGCUGUGCGUCGUGCUGUACGCCCACGUCUUCCCCAAGCUGCCAAUAGUGAAGUUCUACCGUGCAAAGGCGGCUUCCGAGGGAUCUCUGACGGUCGCCGCCGACCUUGCUGCCGCCGGCCUCCAAAGACACACAAAACCAUCGGCUGAAGACGACCCAGCCAUCCCUGAACGUUUGAGCAACAAGCAGCUGCUUAUGCAGAACAUGGACUACGCCUUGGACAUGUUCCUCAUCUACCUGCUGACGCUGUCCAUCUUCCCGGGAUUUCUCGCCGAAGACCUCGGAUCGCACAGCCUGGGCUCCUGGUACGCGCUGGUGCUGAUCGCGAGCUACAACGGCUCGGACUUGAUCGGGAGAUACGCGCCUCUGGUGGAGAGCAUCAAGGUGACGUCCCGGAGGGGGCUGCUGGCCGCGGUGCUCGCCCGGUACCUGCUCCUCCCGGCAUUCUACUACGCCGCCAGGUACGGAGGGGAGGCCUGGAUGAUCGUCCUCGUAUCGGCUCUGGGACUCAGCAACGGGUACCUGACGGUCUGCGUCCUGACCGAGGCACCCAGACCCUACAAGGGGCCAGAACAGAAUGCUCUCGGAAACCUGCUCGUGUUCUGCCUCUUGGCGGGCAUAUGUUUAGGGGCUGUUCUUGACUGGCUGUGGCUCAUAGGCAAAGGAUGGUGAUCAAACCCAUGGCCCCCAUGUCAUCCAGACUUGUUCCAGAUUGAAAAGCACUUUUCAUAUUUCCUCUUUUUUUUCUUAUUUCGUUUUGGUGUUGGUGCGCUUUCCUGCAAGGCGGCUGCAACUAGUUGGAGCACCUGCAGGCAAAUAGAUGAUCACGGUUUUUCUGCGUCGUAAUUGUUGUUCCACUUUCCAUGUGUGUUCACGCUGCUUUUUUAUUUAGGUUCAAUCUUAUUGCAUUUUGGUUGUCAUAGCUUUGUACAUUAUAGACGUAUGACUAUAUCCGGAAUUUAAAACUCCGCAAUGAAAGAUACCGAAUGUAUUCAUCGAUGCAAAGGCAAGGCAUUCUCUUCUUUUCACAAAAUGCCUCCAUGUUCUAUUUCAUUCUCAGUUAAAAGAACAAAUCAACAUGAAUGAACCUUCAUUUAUAUAUUUGGGUGGAUCAUCAAUAUUUGGGCGCCAAAACUUCAUAUCACGGACAUAAAAACUGGAGUAGGGUAAAUUUUUCUCAUGUUUCGGCCAUAUCUUUUUUUUUUUUCUCGAAUAUGCACGAGUGUGCAUAUCAUAUAUUAAAGAAGGAGGGCAAAGCAUGCCUCCACAGUUACAUUACAAGCCUGUACGGCCUUACAACCCGUACCCGCUCCACUUAACGCACACAUAUCCUACUCCUCCCUAAUCAUCCACCUAUGUAGCCCACCCAGGAACCCCUCCACCUAUGUUUCGGUCAUAUUCAUCAUCAAACUGUGGCAUGCAAUAAUAAUCAGUUCAUCACCAUCAAUAACAAACGAUUAACAUGCAACUCCACCUCUCACAUAAAGACCCUCUUCAGGGCCAACAAGUGACCACUCUAUCUACCAUCAUUUCCAUCAGAGGUUUCGUUGUUGCCGUCAUUUCUAAUCACUAUCUUGUGCCAAUAAGAAGAGGAGACCAGUCAUGAUUUCCCUAGGGUUUCUAUUUUCGACAUCAUCAUUGCGAAAGGUGAAGAAGGCAACAUCGCUACAUAUGUUUUUCAUAGGCAAAAUGCAUAAAUGCUUGGCUUCAAAUUAACAAAGUCCCAAACAGAUGAGUAGGUACAUGGUGCUGAUAAAACAACUACAAACAUCAAUUAAAAAACAAGCACAUAUCAGUAAGAGAAAGAACAAGCCCACCUUGUAGACAAAGAAUCCCUACAGAGCAGAAGUUGGGUCCUAGGGAGAAGAAACAAUCAGCAAGCGAGUGCUAGAAUUGUAUUACCUAGGUGUUAGAAUCAUUACAAUGUAAUCUAGAUUACUGACUCUAGUGCAAG